AAAGAGAUGAUCUUAUGUCUUAUCAAUUAACUUUCACUCUCAUAUCACGAUUUCAUUGAGUAUGUUUAGAAUAGAGGAAGCAAGGAGAUGCUUGUCAUGUCCAGCUGUUUAUCCUGUGAAGGUCUAUGAGUACUCUGUACGGCGAUCUGUGAGCCUGCCACUGCUGGUGGAUGGUGUGGAAGAUUGGCAGCCACGCUACGGAGCCCAGAGAUGCCUCUCUCCUGCUCUCUCCAUCUCGUCGUCAUUGGCCUCAUCUGAGGACUUUAUGACCGCAUGCAGUCAGCUGUCUGCAUGCUCUUCCCUCGCUCUGUCCCUCAGCAGCUCCUUGGGGUCCAUUUCUGCAUGCAGUCGGCUGUCUGCAUGCUCCUCUCCUGCUCUGUCCCUCAGCAGCUCUUUGGGCUCCGAGGCCCUCAUGUCCGCCCGAAGUGAGGUGUCUCCUACACUCUGCCCCUCCCCUGCUGUCUCGCGAGCCUGCACCCCUCUGAUGGACCCCGCCAUGAUGCGCCAUGCAGCACUUUCCACCAACUCGGUGUUUGAAGUCACACUCAGCAAACUGUGCAAGAUGGAGGCAUGCAGAGAGGACAAAGCCUCAGCUCAGGGAGAACAGGAGGAAGUGAAUGAAGUGGAGGAGAAGAAGGAGAAAAAGGAGAAGAAGAAGGCAGGAAGAAUGAAGAGAUGGAGAAGGGCAGUGAGGAGGGUAGGCCAUUUCUUCUGCUGCUGCUGGGGGAGGAGAGUGGAGGAGGAGGAGAGAUGA
This is a messenger RNA of Engraulis encrasicolus (European anchovy), 754 nucleotides long. RefSeq lists its product as uncharacterized. NCBI's taxonomy places the organism in Eukaryota, Metazoa, Chordata, Actinopteri, Clupeiformes, Engraulidae. The record is from RefSeq and is a predicted model, not a curated record. Bases 62 to 754 code for a protein of 230 amino acids. The transcript is spliced from 4 exons.